Orussus abietinus is the source of this 4522-nucleotide messenger RNA. RefSeq lists its product as uncharacterized. The coding region runs from base 907 to 1488 and encodes 193 amino acids. Lineage: Eukaryota; Metazoa; Arthropoda; Insecta; Hymenoptera; Orussidae. The transcript is spliced from 5 exons. The record is from RefSeq and is a predicted model, not a curated record.
UCAGCCUAGAAAUGGUCAGACUAAAGUAGUCUUCUUCCCUAGUAGAUAAAUCGACUUUCCAGUCAGACACAGAUAGAAAAAAAAACUAGUCAGACGGAAGUAGAAAAUCCACUUUUAUUCAGACUAAUCACUAGCCUCGAUUUUGCACAGACAGGUUGAUAAAUUAUGUUUAAGUCAUACGCGCGAUUAAAAUCGUAUAUUAACAUCGUAAAGAAGGCAUUCAUGUCCACCAGGGUGCAUGCAGAUAAAUCGGGGAAUUCGAGCAGAUCCGAAACUCGACCGAUCCCAUUGCGGAAUGGAAGCGGAUAGAAGGGUGUCCGAGUGGGCUAGUGCGCGCCUCCCUCUGCGCAUCCCUCUACGCAGGGUAUCAGGGGCGGCGAGUCGGCCGCCUCGGCAGUACUCGGGAUGCUUCGGGCGGGCUCGGAGCGCGGGAGGGCGCGCACCACUGGCAGUCGUCGAGCUCGAGCAGUUCGGGGCCGUUCGACGCGGCUCGGUUCGGUCAGUACGCCCCCGCGCCGUCGACCGGGCCGCACGUCGAUGCUCGUCGCCGCGCCGUAGCGGGACCCGCGCAGCCACCGUCCCCGCGUCCCGCUGCAGGGUCGUCGGCGGGGUCGUUCGUUUCCCGGUGGCCGCGGUCCCCGUCGAAAGGGCCACUUCGGAACCGAGGUCUACCUUAAAUCCGGAAAUCAAAGAAGAGGAACUCACCAAUUACGAGAAACUGCCAACGUUACCACGAAAUCAAGAUCCUGCCAAAGAUACCUUACCCCCGAGUGAUCGCCAAUCGCAUUAGUCGUUAACGACCUUAGGUUAAGAGAUUUCGAGGAGGCGUUCAUUAUAUAGGAUAAAGAGGGGAGCAAGAUGAAGAAAGUAGCGCCAAACUCGAGUUAGACCGGAGAGACCGGUGGGAUGGUGUCGGGGUGGUGCCCCUGCGUUCCCCUAGGGCGCCGGGAGUCCCCGGCGGCGACGGGGAAUUCAAACUGCAGCUACGGCGCCCCCUUCUCCGUCAGCGCCGCGACCGACCGCGCGGAGAUGGUUCAAAUGUUCUACUACGAGAACCGCGGCAAGUGCUGCAAGAAAUUGCUUAGAUACAACGGAUAUACGAACAAGGUUCUCCUUUUCCCCGAAGAAGGCUGGGCAAGAAGUGCAAGUAGUUCCUAUUGGACCCUGACGCCAUUUUGGUGGAGCAGGAAUCGGUGUAAAGUUGUCGAGGUCGCCGGAACCAGAAGGUACAGCACCCAGGCCAAAAUGGUGGACACGGGUACUGGCACACUCUACAUUAUAGGUUCCUUCAAAAGAAUGACAACGGAUCCAGAUUUCAAGUUAUACCUGACGUCCAACGUCUCGUCGAGCGACUUCAACAUGGGCUACAGCAUGACGGGCACCUUGGAGCGUGGCUGCAAGAAGACGAACAGCUUCCAGAUGACGCAUUUCGCGGUAAUAAGGCGACGUGAUUACGAGAAGGCCUAUGAGAACUCCAAUCCCACCUAGUGCCCGUCCAUGCCCACGCUCUGUGGGGACUGCGAAAGCUGCACUUAAGGCGUAGCUUGAGUAUUUUUACCGUGACAGGGUUCUCGAGCCUCGCCUUUGCGGAGAGGUGCAGGUCUCGUGAGAAAAUUCGGUACCAGGGAUGUUCUAAGCCGCUCCAUCGAAGCCUCCUUGAGAUGUGUCGAUCACUGAACCGAGCAGUGUACCUGGAAUUCGUCGAAAAGCUGGAUUAUCCCGGUUUUUAGAUGUCUUUCAAAUUUUUUAUUUUUUUUCAUAGGCUCGCGGGUCGUCUAGCGAGCGAACUACUUAUGAUUUAAUUGCGGUACAAGCACUCGUGCGCGAACAUAACCUCUGAUAAUCUCGAAGGGAGUUUACGAAGAGGUUAUGGUGGUCCAGCGAGGCAGAUUUCCAGGGGAAACCCUGAAGAGACCUUCGUAGUGGUCGACGGCGACGAGGGUGCAUCUGGAGCGGCGUAAUUUUAAGAUUGUACCGCGCCAAAAGAGAGAUUAUAACGUCCGUAAUAGUCUUUAUUAAUUUUAAGGGAAAUCAAUUGGCACGUUGACGGACCCUCGAGGAGGUUAUCCGGAAAUGCGCGCAGUGUAAUACCUAAAAGUGAAGAUAAGUUACAUGGGUGUUAAUGCCAACGAGUCCUUUGCCAAAGUACUAGAGUAAGUCUGCGACAAUGAUUUUUCAAAGUGUGAGUACAUGUGGAAAAAAAGUGCGUCCUUUCUUUCGUACACGUUUUUGCGCGUAUACAUGCAGUGUUUCACGAGAGAACCAGAUCUAUAUGAAUAUAUUAUAUACACGAGUAAUAUAAUUGUAAUCCCGUGACGAGUCGUGAGGUCACAAUUGCAUUUCCUUCCGAGUCACCAACACCUAGGUGCGUGUUUUGUUGUAAGUAAGGUAUUUCCAAAGAUAAUAGAGUACUCGACGUUUUCUCUCAAGUUCCAUAUAAAUGUUUGAUGGUUUUAAUAGGUAUUUUCAAGUGAAGGAAUUGCUCAGACGUAGAAUCUCGAGGCUAAGAUAUGGCUCGAUACGCUGUCCCCUUUUUGUUUAGCCCGUUGGGCAAGUUAAUCUAAUUUAUUUGUUGAAUUGUUGUAGUCCUUAAUGAGUAUAAAUUAUUAGUCGGAGAAUAGAUGCCAAUUAGAAGAGUUGCGUUACUUUUGGCUGGUCCAACGUUUCGGUUUCAAUCCCUGUAGUUUGAUCGAGUGGUAGACAUUAAUUACGCAACGCGUAGUUUGCCUCCGAUCUAUGUGCGUAAGCCGAAUUGACACAUAAUGUUCACGGAUUGUAGAGUACGAUAAGUAUAUGAAGCAGGAGUUGUCAAAACAUAGAGUGACGAUGUUUUACAUGAUAUUUAUUUUUGCUAAGAACCAGGAAUUCUGUCACGUCUAUAUGACUCGCCCUCGUCAAAAUUGGGCGUUUAUUUAUUUGGCAUAUACUAUGUAUAGAUAAGAGGUCCUCAAAAUUAGGGAAGUACGUCUUAUAUUUAAUAACUCUCCCAUUGUAGCUUGUGACUGAUUUUCUCACCGAUGCUCUCGAUAUGAUGAUUCAAACUCUUGGCACGAUAAGUUUACUAGCUGUAAUCGACACUACGCUUCGUAGUGAGGAAUUAUUAUGCUCGUGCGAAAAUCUCUCUUUUGUAAUCACUUAAUAAGGUCACGAACGCUCGUACUACCUCAAAAUAAUGCGCUGACGUGACCACAAUACAUUAUAAUGCAAGUGAAAUUACGCAGGAAAUAAUUUCGAUGAACACCACCAAAGACAAGUUACAUUAAAGAACAAUAACGAUGAAACAGUGUUAGAGGUAUGAUUACGUAGCAAUUUCUUUUUCAGCAAAGUGAAUUGACAGUCUUAUGGGAAUAUUUUAUACACAACUAUACGCAACAUGUAUUACCGUGGUUAAUUAUUUGCCUGCGGAAUUUCACAUACCGCAAAGUGGGAUUGUUUUAACGGUGGUAAUCGUCGACAGAAAGUGCUAAAAUAUUUUUCUUUCGUCUGUGCUUAGGAACGUGCUCGUGCGAAGGAGAUUUAAGCAAAGCAUGGAAAUCUAGUACAAAAAAUAAGGGAAAACAAAAAAAUUACAAUCGCUGCAUAAAUUUCUGUAGGUUCGAGGCAGUCCUGCUUUGUGGUAUCCUUCCUUUUACAAUAAGUGUAAUUAAAUAGUAAUAUCGAAUACUUCUUCUAAGGUAUGUAUUUCGUCACAGACGUACUGUCAUGUUCAACGAACAAUUCGAUUUUUCGUCCAUAGAUGCACGGUGAGAUAAAAUAUUUUUUUAUAUCAUGCAUCCCUGUGCAUCGACGAAGAAUUGCAUUCACCUUGGAAAGCCGUCGUGGCAUUUUUCCUCAAUGGCAUACUGCUAAGUACGGUUAAAAGUAUUAGCAAACCGAUUAAUUUGCAACUUCACAGACUAUCUCACAUGAAACAUUUUAAACGGUGAGAAACGCAGGCAUUGUCGGAGCAUGCUUUCGAUUAUAAUCUACAAAUAAGCACACCUUUAAUAUCUCGUUACGCUCUGUAAUAGGGUUAUGAAAAAAUGGGGAAGAAAAGACAUUAUGCCGUCUCGAGGUGGAACACUCGCUUGAUAUAAAUGUGCUUCACAUUGUGCACCGAAUUCUCCUCGUUUUAACCGGCCAAUGCAACUUGAGAAAACCGUUUCUUUUCGACGUAGAGGUUAAACUGUAGGCUCAAUGGCGACUUUAAAAGUGAGGUGCGAACUCGGGCCUUAAACGGUCAAUUUUUGCUCAAGUAUGUUAGAAUUUCACGGCGAAGCUCAAGUUCGAUGGUCGUACACUUUUCCUAAGAUCGAAGACACGCUCAGAAAAGAGACGCAUAACGACUACGGUCGUUGUUGGAAAUGAUUUCCACUGGUGCUACUUUUUCUAGGUUUUCUUAUAUUCUCAAGUCCAUUAUGCAAACGCAAACGAAUUAAAGAGAACGAUAAUACCGAAAAUACAGGGACGAAGGGGGGUGAGAAACGACGUAACAUCUUUGAUGUAAGGGAACGGUUUAGAUUAAACAAAGCGAAUGUACAAA